AUAUUAUAAAUCACCACAAAAUAUCCUCAUUCACUAUAAUUUACGCAUAUCUGGUUUAAAUCGGUUAAACAUUACCGAAAUGACAAAUAAAAUGUCACUAUAAAAAAACAACAUGGCGCCUCGUUGAUUAAACGUCAAUCAGUGCUUCAGUGUUUCGCCGCCAACAAGCUUUACUGGCGCUGGCGGCGCUUUAUUAAAGACUUAUUCAGGGUGGCCCUCGAUUUAAAAAAAAAUAUCACCAUAAUAAUUUCCUUGCCGUGUGCCAUAUCGAAGACAAUAGAAAUAAUUAAAAAAAUAAAUAAAAUCUUAAGCCGUCGCACACCUUACGUCAAUUAUUCGUCCCUAUUAUGUCAACCGGCGAACCGACAGUCGAAAUAAACAAAAGUACAACGCCCCGAGACAAAAGAAGCAUUAUUACCUAAUUACCAUAAUCAUUAUGGUAAUAUUUCAUGGGCAAAUAAUCAUACAAUACGCUUAUUAGCAUAAAAUUUCAUUAGUUCCUUACCCACCUUUAAAUAUUUCUGAAUCAGAAGACACUGUGUGUGUGUGUGUGUAAUAGGAUUGUUUACUUUCUAGGAUCCACGUACCGAAGUACUUUGCUCUCUUUUCAACACGUGCGAUUAAUAUAGUGUGGUAUGUCUUGGACUAAGCAUUCCGUUGCCAAAUUUCCCUUUAGUAUAAGAUGCUUAAAUAUUGAACUGGCCCCAGGAAGCAACCAAUGAGGCAAUUAAAACACAGCGUAAAAAGAAACGUUCAAUUUUCAAAAAUUUAGCAAAUAAGAUAUAAUAAACAACCAAAUUUAUAACGAAUCAUAACAUAACAACUUAAUAAAUGUGAACGAUUUUCCGAACCAGUUCAACUUGAAAGCGGUGUAUAAAAACGGCAUUCUUCACGGGGUCAUUCGUGCGUCGCGUCGCGCAACUCGGCAACGCCGCCCGACUUCAAAACAUUGAAAAUGGCGUCGUUAUGAUUCGGAAUCCCGUCGGUCGCCCUUAUCUCGUUUUCGAAUCGGUUUAAAUAAACAAAUAGAGGCGAACCGGUGCCGAAAUCCCGCUUAAAUGUUAACAACGUUCAAUAAACAACAGGGAAACGGUAAGAAAUCGGUCGUAUUCAGCCAACAAAUGCGCGAAAAUCCCCGGUGAAAAUGUAAUGUUCCCUUUGUUCCGGACGCGGUUGUGCAAGUGUCCAUGUUUGAUCUUCAUUUGUUGUUUUUUUAUGGGACAGUUUAAUAUUGUUGCUGGUAUUCGCCUUCUAUGCCCUUUCGUCUGGAUACACUAAGGAUACCCUCUUAGCAGCAGACACGUAAAGGUUUAAGGAGUGCUGGUUGCUGUAUAGGAUCAUAUAUAUAUAUAUAUGGAAAAGCACACUCUCACUUAAUAGGAGCCCUUUUAGAUUCACCCAAUAAAUGACCCACCACCAUCUUCAGCGAUGUUAAACACCGCUCGAUAAUGACGUCACUGCCCCCCACCACUACCACCACCACCAGCGCAAUGACCACCCUCGACUGUGCAGAAGCAGUUGAACCGACGCCACCCCAGUCAGGUCGAGCCGGGGGUGAGAACCGGAAAGUACGUCGGUGCAAACGGGUCUACGGCCGUAAUAGAGGGAGAUCGCAACAUAACGGCCCUAUAACGGAGAUAAUUAACGUUAACGCGUCGAUCGGUGCCACGAACGAGCGUUUAACGUCGUGCGAUAGCGACUUAUUAGAACCUAAAAAUGUCUGUGAUCAAUUUUUAUUUAAAGACUGUAAUUUAGCGUUUAGGUUAGCGUUUACGGUUACGCGUAAGUUAUUUGUGUGCCUAUACUCUCUGAUGUGCGGGAAGUCGUCGAUUUCGUUAGUUUUAACGUUAGCGUUUGCGGUGGUGUUGAGUGCGGGUCGUGUCAGCGCUUGGGCGAACGAGCUGGAUAAAACCGAACAAUUUUUGGAUAAAAUCAAUUUGGAGGAGAAGAGUAUCGCGGCGGUGUUUAAUAAGGUCGCGUAUGGGAGUACGACGAAGAGGAGUAUACCGGAUAACUCGUAUCCCGUUACCACCAUGGCUACCAUGUUAUUAACCACUUUCAGAUACUCGGACGGCUCGGAGGAGUGGGCACGCGUCGACAUUAAAAACCGCAACUCGAACCAACCGGAACCCGAACGUUCCAAUGUGGACUUCGAACAGCCCGAGUUCGAACCCGAAAACUCCCGAAGGGAUUUGGACGGUUACGGGACGGAUUUGGAAAAAGACCACGUGUUACCCACCUCGGCCCCGGCGGCGGACAUUUUGAAAAAUAACAACAACCGGCAGUACGGAAAUCCUAACAGAUACAACAACGACCGGAUACGUCCAGACGUCAACUCCCCCCACGAGCAAGUCACCGAGAACAUCUACAAAACCACGACCACCUACAACCUGCUGCGCAACGUCAAACCGACCAAAUCGAUCUACAGCAAAGCAUCCCCCAGCUACAUCCCACCCAGCAGGGCCUUCUUCACUCCCCCCUUACCUCCGGCCUUACAAAACCCUUACGCGGACAAGCCUACUUUACGCGGCACUAAUUCGGACAGUUUCGUGAAUCGACGGCCUAUACCACCACCCUCUUUGAUGCCCACCAAGGACCGAAUACCCUUCAGACCUGACUUACCAAAAGUCAAUGUGGAGAAGGCACCAUCAAGGCCAGAAGUACAACCGAGACCUAGUAAAGAUGAGAAAACUGAGAAGAAGAAGAGUUUGAAUACCCCCAGUCAGAGUGGCCGUUUGGGGGAUUUUUAUGGGAGUAAGAACGAUAGUAUAAGCAGUUUUGAGUAUGAGAAGAACAAUGUGCCUAGUAUCACGAGGAUUUUGAGCGGGAGUAACGGGAGGCACGACGAUAUUCCUGAUAUUUUAUUAAGAACGGUGACUGCGAACCCGAACGUGGAUCGGAUUGAGAAAGUUGCUAAAACAAGAGCUCCCUCGGCUGAGCCGAGUCUCAAGAGGCAAGAGGAGCCCAAGUUUGAGGCUCCAGCGGAGGAGUACCCUUCUCCGGAGGAACCGCCAGGGGGAACAAAGAAGGAGGUUCUUUCAGAGAGUGUCACGGUGAAAAAGGACGUUAGCGGAGCCCCAGUGCCCGACCAGAAAAAGACUGUUUACGUCGAAGACGUCACCACUCAAAUGUCCGAUAGUGUGAACCUACCCAACGUCAAAGAAAAGGACGCAAACGUGACCGCAGUGGGCUCAGAUCAGAUCUGGCUGAUCUGCUGGAACGUCCAUGUCUACUUAGUGGUCGUCGGUUACAUCUUACUGGCAGCGUUCAGCAUAUUUAAGCUGAUCCGCUACGAGAACGACCCACACAUGUUCUCCAAAUCUUACUUCUUAACCAUCCACCUUAUGCUCACAGUCAUUUGCGUCCUAAGGAUCUUCUAUCUCAUCUACGACCCUUAUAACGAGCACAAGAGCUUCAACAUAUUCCUCUACGACUUUUUGCACACGUUUCCCUUAAGCCUGCUGGCCACCACCUUCGCCGUUCUGAUUCUCUUCCUGCUGAAACGCACUCUGACCCACUUGGAAGUGAAAACCAGACCGGUGAUCCUGGUGGUGUUCGCUUUGCUGCACAUCCUCCUCUGCUUCUGCUUAAGCAUCUUUGAAUCGUUGGGAAUCGGCUUGGAGAGGGCGUCAGUGUGCAAGCCGGUCUUCGUACUGCUCGCCUGGGCUUUGGGAUUCAGUUAUCUCUACUUGUAUCGGAUUAUCAAGAACGUGUUGGCGAAAAAGAGUCAGAACUUAUCGGAGAUGUGCACCCAAAACAUCUCUUACGCCAGUCAUAUUACCAUUGCCGUAGCCCUCUUGUUUAUUCUCUUGGGACUGGUGCAGCUGUACGCCUUGUUCUUUAUUAAAGUCGAUAAGUUCACUGUGCCCCACCAUUGGAUCCUAUGGGGGUUCGAGUUGAGCGUGAGAUUUAUAGAGAUCUCCAUUAUAACCCUCUUGGCUAUCGUGGUGAGCCUGAGGAUGUCCCAGAGGGAGAAACAGGCCUCCGGCGGGUUCCCGCUGUUCCCUUGCACCACAAGUGACUCUAGCACCGACAACAUUUACCCGAACAAUUGCACCACGAACCCUAACGCACUGAAUUACAGUAGGCAGGAGAUGAUUUUGGAUAAUAUCCCGGCAGAACCUAUAGAGAGGCCCAAUUUGUUAAAGAACGCCUUCCAGAACGAUUCUUUUGACAAGAAAAGUACCCUGGAGAGGUAUCAGAGUGACUCUGAAAGGAACUCGAACUUUGACAGGUUCGAGAGGCCCAAGUGGGGCUCGGAUCGCUUCGAUUCCAGACAAAAUAUGGAUCAGAGCAGUUUGAGUAGUAACUUCGGGCAGCCGAGCAGCGGCAACUUUGACCGAACCGGCCACAACUCCUUGCAUAACUCCAUUAGGAACGACAUAAGGAACUCGGGAAGGAAACACUAUGAACCGGCAGCAAAGUACUACACGGGCAACAAUGAAGAGUACCAGAACGAUAUUCUAGCGAACUCCGAAAGGAACAUUUAUAGUGAACCCCUGGAUAACCCUCAGGGGCAUCAGUACGAACGGACCAGACACGAGUUCGAGAGGAACGACUUCGAGAGGAGGAGUCGUAACUCUACGAACACGUCGGGGCGUAGAUCAACGGGUAGGUCGCGGAAGAACCACCCCAGGCCCCACUUGGGGAUCCAGACGUUGCCGAACCACGACAGGAACCAAACGAUGCUGGUGGACGAGCAGGGGUUCGUGCGGUUUAAGGCCCUGCGGGGGGAUCAGAACCACUUUUCGGAUGCAUAAUGUUUGAUCCGCGCAGGGAAGAAAUCUACUAAAGGGGAGGUUUUUCUAUAAAGUGAGACAGGAAUGGGGUUUUUUUGGUGUAGAGGUUUUUGGGGCGGAUUAAAUGGUCGUUAAGGGUCUUUUCUGAAUACAUUUUUAGGGAUUUUCUGGGGUUUUGGGGGAAUUGUUGGUGGUACUGAAAAUUGGUUUUUAUUGUUGGAUUGCCUAAGGGAAAUUAGCGGAAAUGAGUGUGAUAUCCACGGUUUUUUGGCAAAAAUAUUAAUGCAACAUUAAAUGCUAACAGUACCUUACUAAAACUACCUAAAAAAAAUAUUUAAAAUUUAAACACAAAUAGAUAUAAGGAGCAUUUAAAUAAAAUAAUUAAAAUUAAAAUAAUUGAAACUAGCCCAAAAUAAAACCUAACUUAAUAAAAUAUAGAAUUUAUAGAACCACUGGUGGUACCAAAAAUCUAAUUUCACCAAUAGAUUCUACAGGCAAAAACAGUUAAAAACGAGUACCAUGUCGAUGAAUUUAUUUUGAUUUUUAAAAAAGUUUUUUGAUUCUGAGAGAACCAUUGGCGGUACCAAAAAUUUUAUUACACCAUUGAAUUCCCCAGACAAAAUCAGCUGAAAACGAGUACCAUAUCAACGAACAAAUAUAAAAAAAAGUUCAUUUCUGAGAAAAUCAUUGAUGGUACCAAAAGUCUAAUAACACAUCAGCUGAAAAUGAGUACCAUGUCAACGAAAAAUCUUAAUUUAAAAAAAAAAAGCUUAUUUCUGUGAGAACCAUUGAUGGUACCAAAAAUCUAAUUACACCAAUGAAUUUUGUGGACAAAAUCAGCUGAAAACAAGUACCAUGUCGCUGGAUUUAUUUUGAUUUUUAAAAAAGUUUCUUGAUUCUGAGAGAACCAUUGGCGGUACCAAAAAUUCAAUUACAUUAUUGAAUUCCCCAGACAAAAUCAAUUGAAAACGGGUAACAUGUCGACGAAAAAAUUUCGAUUUUUUAAAAAAAGUUAAUUUUUGGGAGAACUAUUGAUGGUACCACUAAUCUAAUUUCACCAUUGGAAUCCUUAGACAAAAUCAGCUGAAAAUGGGCACCAUGUUGAUGGAUUUAUUUUGAUUUUUAAAAAGGUUUUUUGAUUAUAGAGGAACCAUUGAUGGUACCAAAAAUCUAGUUACACCAUUGAAUUCCCUAGGCAAAAUUUGCUGAAAACGAGUACCAUGUCGAUAGAAAAAUUUAGAUUUUUUGAAAAAAAGUUCAUUUCUGAGAGAACCAUUGAUGGUACCAAUGAUCUAUUUUCACCAUUGGAAUCUUUAGACAAAAUCAGCUGAAAAUGGGUACCAUGUUGAUGGACUUAUUUUGUUUUGUAAAAAAGUUUUUUGAUUGUGGGAGAACCAUUGAUGGUACCAAAAAUCUAAUUACACCAUUGAACAUUGUAAACAAAAUCAACUGAAAACGAGUACCAUGUCGACGGAAAAAUUUUUGAUUUUUUAAAAAAAAGUUAAUUUUUGAGAGAACCGUUGAUGGUACCAAUAAUCUAAUUUCACCAUUGAAAUCCCUAGACAAAAUUAGCUGAAAACGAGUACCAUGUCGCUGAAUUUAUUUUGAUUUUUAAAAAAGUUUUUUGAUUCUGAGAGAACCAUUGAUGGUACCAGAAAUCUAUCUUUACUAUUGAAUUCUCUAUAAAAAAUCAGUUGAAAACGAGUACCAUGUCGAUGGAAUUAUUUUUAUUUUUAGUAAAGUUCUUUUGAUUCUGCCAGAACCAUUGAUGGUACCAAAAAUCUAAUUCCACCAUUGAAAUCCCUAGACAAAAUCAGCUAAAAACGAGUCCCAUGUCGGUGAAUUUAUUUUGAUUUUUAAAAAAGUUUUUUGAUUCUGAGAGAACCAUUGAUGGUACCAGAAAUCUAUCUUUACUAUUGAAUUCUCUAUAAAAAAUCAGUUGAAAACGAGUACCAUGUCGAUGGAAUUAUUUUUAUUUUUAAUAAAGUUCUUUUGAUUCUGCCAGAACCAUUGAUGGUACCAAAAAUUUAAUUUCACCAGUGAAAUCCCUAGACAAAAUCAACUAAAAACGAGUACCAUGUCACUGAAUUUAUUUUUAUUUUUUGAGAAAAAGUUCAUUUUUGAGAGAACCGUUAAUGGUACCAAUAAUCUAAUUUCACCAUUGAAAUCCCUAGACAAAAUCAGCUAAAAACGAGUACCAUGUCACUGAAUUUAUUUUGAUUUUUAACAAAAUUUUUUGAUUCUGAGAGAACCAUUGGUGGUACCAAAAAUCUAACUUCACUAUUGAAUUCUCUAUAAAAAAUCAGCUGAAAACGAGUACCAUGUCGAUGGAAUUAUUUUUAUUUUUAGUAAAGUUCUUUUGAUUCUGCCAGAACCAUUGAUGGUACCAAAAAUCUAAUUCCACCAGUGAAAUCCCUAGACAAAAUCAGAUAAACCGAUUACCAUGUUCCUGAAUUUAUUCUGAUUUUUAAAAAAGUUUUUUGAUUCUGAGAGAACCAUUGAUGGUACCAGAAAUCUAAUUUUACCAUUGAAUUCUCUACAAAAAAUCAGCUGAAAACGAGUACCAUGUCGAUGGAAUUAUUUUUAUUUUUAAUAAAGUUCUUUUGAUUCUGCCAGAACCAUUGAUGGUACCAAAAAUUUAAUUUCACCAGUGAAAUCCCUAGACAAAAUCAGCUAAAAACGAGUCCCAUGUCGGUGAAUUUAUUUUGAUUUUUAAAAAAGUUUUUUGAUUCUGAGAGAACCAUUGAUGGUACCAGAAAUCUAUCUUUACUAUUGAAUUCUCUAUAAAAAAUCAGCUGAAAACGAGUACCAUGUCGAUGGAAUUAUUUUUAUUUUUAGUAAAGUUCUUUUGAUUCUGCCAGAACCAUUGAUGGUACCAAAAAUCUAAUUCCACCAUUGAAAUCCCUAGACAAAAUCAGCUAAAAACGAGUCCCAUGUCGGUGAAUUUAUUUGGAUUUUUAAAAUUUUUUUUUGAUUCUGAGAGAAUCAUUGAUGGUACCAAAAGUCUAAUUACACCAUUGAGUUUUGUAAACAAAAUCAGCUGAAAACGAGUACCAUGUUGACGGAAAAAUUUUUGAUUUUUUAAAAAAAAGUUGAUUUUUGAGAGAACCGUUGAUGGUACCAAUAAUCUAAUUUCACCAUUGAAUUCUCUAUAAAAAAUCAGCUGAAAACGAGUACCAUGUCGAUGGAAUUAUUUUAAUUUUUAAAAAAGUGGCACAAUUCUAGGAUGUUUGUACCACAAUAUGGACAACAAAAAUCUCGCUUUAAUAACCCGCUUUUUAGACCCAAAACGACCAUUUUCUCGCGUCAUUAUUAUAAUUUGGAUAAACGUUUCGUUCCUUCUCAUAAAAACCUUUCGUUUGUAGACGUUUUCUCUGUUGCAACGGAUUUUAUGGUGACAUAAUUUUUUAAAACACAUUUUCACACGGUAUAGAGCUCUGGCCUAAAAAGAAAACGCGAUUUUUCUACCAUAGGGGCAUUCGAAAAGUAUUUUAGCAACACACGUGACAAUAUUUCGAAUUUUUUUUUAGCUUUAAUAAUAGUUAUUAAAAAGAAAAACAAAUUAUUUAUUUAUUUGGUUGCAAAGUGCUCUUUUAAAACUUCUUCUUAGGGCCGGGGGGCUCCUUUUAAAGCCCUUUUCGAUACUAGACAUUAUAUUAUAUGAUAAUAAUAUUAAUAAUAAUAAUUAGGUAGAUUUUCAAAGACGAGUUUAUAAGUUUUUCUCCCUGUAUAAGUGAUAUUAAAGAAAAUACUCUAUAACACGCAUUUUUUUCGUUUAAAUGUUUAUUAAGAUAAUAUUUAAAAAAUUAAAACACUAUAUGGUUGUUAGAGAUAUUCGCCCAGGGGUUGGUUAUACAGGCCUGUAUCGCCAAACAAAAAAAAAAAAAACAUUAUUAUAUUUAAAAGUAGUCAUAUAAAUUGUAUAAAUAAAUAUAACCUGUACAUAAGGGGACGACGUUUAAUUUUUAUAACGAUACAGGGUGUUUAAGAAAAAAUAUACUAAUAGAUGCUAAAUCGUGUUGUAUACAAUGUGCUCCCUGUAUAUUCUUAUUUAUUAACAAAAAAAGAGGAAAAUGUUUCGACUGAAUAUUCUUGCGUUCGUCUGUUCUUGAAAUUGACUAUACUACCGUCCUAUUAAGCGUUUGUAAGACCUGCUUAAGGUUUUAUAUAUUUUUUUUAAAUGUCAAGGAACUUACAGAAGCAAAAGCCCUUAAGGUGUUUUUGCUUGAUGGCCCUUGACCUUUUCACCCCUAAGAGAGGGUUCUUAAUGUCACCCCAGGGGUAGUUACAUUUCUUGACAUUUAUGCUUUUUUUUGUACUAUAAUUGUAUGUAUAUAGUUGUACUAAAAAUGAUUUGCCAACUAUUUACACUUGCCAUUUUAUUUUUAUUUUACUUUGUACAUUUUUUUUACAGUAUUAAUGUUUUGUGACGCUAUAGAAAAAGUACGUUGUUUUUUGGUUGUUUUGUGGGAAAACUGCUUUAUGGGUUCCCCCCCCCAACCCCCCCCCUCCCGUUUUAGAUAGAGUUGUCUUAUGUGUACAAGGGUGGCUUAAUGUGUAAUGGGAUUUUGGAAUUUUAAUAAUAUGUUUAAAAAAUCAUCCUGAGUACCAUUGUAAUUAAAAAAAAAUCGAUUUUUCGUGUUUUUAGGAAAAUUAUUGAUGGUAGCAAAAAUCUGAUUUUACCAGAAGAUUAUUUGAGAAAAGUUAAUUGAAAACGAGUAUUAUGUAAAUGGUAAAAAUUUUGAUCUAAAAAAAAGGUUUUUGGGUAAACCGCUGAUGGUACCAAAGAUCUUAUUUCACCAUUGGAUUCUACAGGUAAAAACAGUUAAAAACGAGUUGCAUGUCGUUGGAUUUAUUUUGAUUUUUAGAAAAAAAAAUAUUUUUGAGAGAAUCAUUGAUGGUACCAAAAAUCUAAUUUCAUCAUUGAAUUCUCUAGACAAAAUCAGCUAAAAACGAGUACCAUGUCGAUGGAUUUAUUUUGAUUUUUAAUAUGGUUUUUUUGAUUCUGAGAGAACCAUUGGUGGUACCAAAAAUCUAACUUCACCAUUGAAUUCUCUACAAAAAAUCAGCUGAAAAUGAGUACCAUGUCGAUUGAAUUAUUUUGAUUUUUAAUAAGGUUUUUUUGAUUCUAAGAGAACCAUUGAUGGUACCAAAUAUCUAAUUUUACCAUUGAAUUCUUUACAAAAAAUCAGCUGAAAACGAGUACCAUGUCGUUGGAAGUAUUUUCAUUUUUAAUAAGUUUUUUUUGAUCCUGAGAGAACCAUUGAUGGUACCAAAAAUCUAACUUCACCAUUGAAUUCUCUACAAAAAAUCAGCUGAAAAUGAGUACCAUGAUGAUGGAAUUAUUUUGAUUUUUAAUAAGGUUUUUUUGAUUCUGAGAGAACCAUUGAUGGUACCAAAAAUCUAAUUUCACCAUUGAAUUCUCUACAAAAAAUCAGCUGAAAAUGAGUACCAUGUCGAUGGAAUUAUUUUGAUUAAAAAAAAAUAUUUUUGAGAGAACCAUUGAUGGUACCAACAAUCUAACUUCACCAUCGAAUUCUCUACAAAAAAUCAGCUGAAAACGAGUACCAUGUCGUUGGAAGUAUUUUCAUUUUUAAUAAGUUUUUUUUGAUCCUGAGAGAACCAUUGAUGGUACCAAAAAUCUAACUUCACCAUUGAAUUCUCUACAAAAAAUCAGCUGAAAAUGAGUACCAUGAUGAUGGAAUUAUUUUGAUUUUUAAUAAGGUUUUUUUGAUUCUGAGAGAACCAUUGAUGGUACCAAAAAUCUAAUUUCACCAUUGAAUUUUCUACAAAAAAUCAGCUGAAAAUGAGUACCAUGUCGAUGGAAUUAUUUUGAUUAAAAAAAAAUAUUUUUGAGAGAACCAUUGAUGGUACCAACAAUCUAACUUCACCAUCGAAUUCUCUACAAAAAAUCAGCUAAAAAUGAGUACCAUGUCGAUGGAAUUAUUUUCAUUUUUAAUAAGGUUUUUUUGAUUCUGAGAGAACCAUUGAUAGUACCAAAAAUCUAAUUUUAUCAUUAAAUUCCCUAGACAAAACCAGCUAAAAACGAGUACCAUGUCCAUGGAAUUAUUUUGAUUUUUAAUAGGGGUUUUUUGAUUCUGAGAGAACUAUUGAUGGUACCAAAAAUCUAAUUUCACCAUUAAAUUCUCUACAAAAAAUCAGCUGAAAAUGAGUACCAUGUCGAUGGAAUUAUUUUGAUUUUUAAUAAGGUUUUUUUGAUUCUGAGAGAACCAUUGGUGGUACCAAAAAUCUAACUUCACUAUUGAAAUCUCUACAAAAAAUUAGCUGAAAAUGAGUACCAUGUCGAUGGAAGUAUUUUCAUUUUUAAUAAGGUUUUUUUGAUUCUGAGAGAACCAUUAGUGGUACCAAAAAUCUAACUUCAGCAUUGAAUUCUCUACAAAAAAUUAGCUGAAAAUGAGUACCAUGUCGAUGGAAGUAUUUUCAUUUUUAAUAAGGUUUUUUUGAUUCUGAGAGAACCAUUAGUGGUACCAAAAAUCUAACUUCAGCAUCGAAUUCUCUACAAAAAAUCAGCUGAAAAUGAGUACCAUGUCGAUGGAAGUAUUUUCAUUUUUAAUAAGGUUUUUUUGAUUCUGAGAGAACCAUUAGUGGUACCAAAAAUCUAACUUCAGCAUCGAAUUCUCUACAAAAAAUCAGCUGAAAAUGAGUAUCAUGUCGAUGAAAGUAUUUUCAUUUUUAAUAAGGUUUUUUUGAUUCUGAGAGAACCAUUGAUAGUACCAAAAAUCUAAUUUUAUCAUUAAAUUCCCUAGACAAAAUCAGCUAAAAACGAGUACCAUGUCGAUGGAAUUAUUUUGAUUUUUAAUAAGGGUUUUUUGAUUCUGAGAGAACUAUUGAUGGUACCAAAAAUCUAAUUUCACCAUUGAAUUCUCUACAAAAAAUCAGCUGAAAAUGAGUACCAUGUCGACGGAAUUAUUUUCAUUUUUAAUAAGGGUUUUUUGAUUCUGAGAGAACCAUUGAUGGUACCAAAAAUCUAAUUUCACCAUUGAAUUCUCUACAAAAAAUCAGCUGAAAAUGAGUACCAUGUCGACGGAAUUAUUUUCAUUUUUAAUAAGGUUUUUUUGAUUCUGAGAGAACCAUUAGUGGUACCAAAAAUCUAAUUUCACCAUUGAAUUCUCUACAAAAAAUUAGCUGAAAACGAGUACCAUGUCGAUUGAAUUAUUUUCAUUUCUAAUAAGGUUUUUUUUGAUUCUGAGAGAACCAUUGAUGGUAUCAAAAAUCUAAUUUCACCAUUGAAUUCUCUACAAAAAAUUAGCUGAAAAUGAGUACCAUGUCGAUGGAAUUAUUUUGAUUUAAAAAAAAUAUUUUUGAGAGAACCAUUGAUGGUACCAACAAUCUAACUUCACCAUUGAAUUCUCUAUAAAAAAACGAGUACCAUGUCGACAGAAAAAUUUUGAUUUUUAAAAAUGAUUCUUAUUUCUGGGAGAACCGUUAAGGGUACCAUAAUUCUAAUUUCAGAAUUGAAUUUUCCAAAAUAAACGCAAAACAGAUAGAAAACUAGUACCGUGCCAAAACUUCAAAAUUUCUUUUUUUUUAAAUAUUAAAUUUUUAAUGUCCGAAUUUUGUUUGCAACCGCAAAUUUUUCAAAAUCCCAAUAAAGCUUCGAAGCUAGGCCACCCUGUACACUAUUAUUUCUCCUAUUGACCUUUUUGGGCCCCUGUAUAGAAUAAGAAACGAGUUAAAGGGGUGCAUUCCUAGACUUUGACAAGUAGGUUUUUUUUCAUGUACAUAAUAUACAGAGUAUUGCAGAAAAUUAAAAAAAAAAAAAACUUUUCAAUGGGACACCCUAUAUUUAAUUUUCCAAAAAAAAAACAUAUUUAUAGAGGAUCUAUAGUUGGAAAAAAUAAAAGUGUUUUUUAUUUUCUGCCUCACCCUGUAUUAUAAAAAAAAGCCUCCUAACAGGGUGGCCCAAAUACGUUAAGAACCGACCCUGUGGUAUAACAACUGAAAAAAAAGAGCAAAAUACACAGAGUGUGUCAAAACAUACACGUUUUCGCCUCAAAGUAAUUUUUUAAGGCAAAAUUCAGACGCCCUGUAUAUUGGACGCCUGUAAAGUGUUUUUUCAUACCUUGGCUUCGCUAUUUUCUUCAUAAAAAAAUGGGCGUGGCUGUUGAUUGACGACAUCUCCCAGAAACCAUCAUCAACUCGACUUUAAUUACUUCUCACGUGCAAGGAGGCUUUUUAAGAAAAACCUUUAAUUUAAUGAUUGAUGCGUUGCCAUCUCGGUCUGGCACACAGUUCGCGCCAUAUUUUCAUCUCUGUCGCACUCAUUGUGAUGUCAUGAAGUAAGACAUUUUUUGACAAAAAAAAAAUGGCGAUAGUUCCUAAAAGACGAUUUUAAAAUGCCACUUGUUACUCUUUAAAAACAAACACUAAACUGCCAGUGUCCCUAUUUUUUUUCAGUUGUUACACCCUGUAUAUUUUUUUAUUAUAAUGGUGUGUCCUAUUCUGCAACAUUCCUCGUUUGUCCAUGUAUGUAAUAGUUUAAUUUAUUUAUUGAAAAAAGGAGCAUGACAAAAAAAAUGUGAUAUAAAGGGUUCCUGGACUGUUGUAAAUCGAACUCUGUGUGACACAUCCCGUUGUCAUACCCUGUAUAUAAAAAAAUGGCUUUUUGUUCCUUUUUUUAUUGACUCUCUCUCUCUCUCUCUCUCUUAAACGUACUUAUAAUAGGCAGCUAACGUUCACUAUCUCUCUUUUUGCCAGUAUUUUAUAUAAAUAUAUAUACGUGCAUAUAGUAUAUGAUAUUAUGUAUUUGUUUUUUCAAAUCUCAAUGUCUGCAGAAAGAAUUAUAUUUAAAGCGAAAGUUGAGCAUAUAGUGACUUAGGUAAAUGUUUUCGAAUUUUAUAUAAGAAAAAUGCAAAGAAUGUAGAUAUUGCGAUUUUUCGAAAUGAUUCGCGACUUUUUUUUUUGUACAUAGUAUAUGUGAUGAAAUGAUCCUUUUUAAAAAUCGAAAUAUUUAUGUAACCGAUUCGAUUUUUUGUUGUAUAUUAUAACUGUAAAAUAUAAACAUAUUAUGAUAUGUA
Messenger RNA from Anthonomus grandis grandis, 13777 nucleotides. RefSeq lists its product as uncharacterized. The transcript has 7 exons. The coding region runs from base 1449 to 4760 and encodes 1103 amino acids. The record is from RefSeq and is a predicted model, not a curated record. NCBI's taxonomy places the organism in Eukaryota, Metazoa, Arthropoda, Insecta, Coleoptera, Curculionidae.